Molecule: messenger RNA, 4122 nt
Organism: Toxoplasma gondii ME49
Lineage: Eukaryota; Apicomplexa; Conoidasida; Eucoccidiorida; Sarcocystidae
Exons: 4
Coding region: 1196-3247 (683 amino acids)
Source: RefSeq, a predicted model, not a curated record
CUUUCUCUCUGAGUUCUCCUGUUGUUGGGGGCUCUAUUCUUCCCCGUCCCCAUCGUCCGUCUCGGUCACCUUUCACGCACAGCAUGUGACUCUGCACUGCAGGCCGCUGUCCGGCGGGUUCCAGGCGGUCAUCCAGCUGAGUGUGACUAACUCUUCGAGAGGGCAGGCGACUUGUGCCAUGUUUUUGGAUCUCCAUGGUUUUUGGAUCCGUCUGUUUUUGGGUGUCGCGGUGUCGCCGAGUCUCUGUUGAAGAAAAGCUUCAUGAGGAGUCCGUCCCACACAGUGCGUGUCUCACGGUUGCGGAAAGCUCGGUUCUGCGCACUCGAAAGGGAACCGAAUUUCUGGAAAGCCGUUCUAUCUCCCUUCUUUUUAUCGUGCAACGAACGCUUUUCUCGUUGAGUUAUUUCCCUCUCCAUGCGCUUUCGUGCUGUUGCUCCCCUUUUCCCGUCUAGUGGGCCCGCCGCGCCGCCGCCCCCUCGUCCCUCAUCAGAGUGCCACUGUCCCUGCCCCUGUUUCUCAAUAGUAAGCGAGUGCCACGACCGUGAAGCUUUUCUUGCUGAACGGACGACAGGUGCGUCGCUCUUGGUCCCGUGUUGAAUUAUCCCAGAGGCACAACACGGAGGUUUCUAUGGAAAAGCGCCUCACGCGACGGAAAAAACGCCAUUUUUUGCCCGACUGAACUGGCCGGAGCCUGCGCCAGGAAGCGCAGUGUGUAGCCGUGGCACACAAGAGGAGCUGUGUGGUGUGUGAGGUAGACUUCAGCUGAACCUCAAAACAGUUGAAGCUGGACUCAGCUGCACAUCUGUGGGGUUAGGUGUCGAAAAAAGUUCAAGGGUUUAAGCGGAAUAUCGCGACGAAAGUCGCUGGUCCGAUGUGAAGGAACACAACGGAUCUUAAGUACGUCAUCCUCCAUUGUUCACCCUGUCGUCACCGCGCUGCCCCGGAUCUCGUAUUUCGUCUCUACCUUCUCCGUGCUCCUCUCCCCGCUUUUCUUGUUCUUUCCACCAUUGUUGCUCGCGUUCCUCUUGAUUCCACUCGAAACAACAGCAAGCCAUUUCGCGGGCAAGACGAGGAAACGACGCGCGCGUCUGCAGCCCAGCCUCUAGUGUGCCCUUUUUGUCUCCUCGCUCCAGAAGAGGUCGAAGAGCGAAUUCCAGCGGAAGCCAAACGAGCGGUCCCCAGCUGCGAAGGCCAGAUGGCCAACAUGGAGGCCAGCGCUUCGGGUGUACAUACACCCCAAUCGGGGGCAGCAGUCGACGACCGGUGGUCCGACAGUUGCGCAGCAGACGUUCGAGACGGCGCAGCUCCGCAUUUCGCCGGCGCCUCACCCGAACCGGGGACCCAAGGCGAGACAACCAGAAAGAAAAGGCUCACGGAGAUGGUCGUGAAGCCGGUCCGAGUCCGGCCCAUGCCGGCACUCCGCCGGAAUCUGCCCGAGUGGCAGUGCGCCGCUCCGGCGGCGCACAGCCACGUGGACGGCCAAGAGCCGGAAGACGCUGGCGACUCAGAGAAGGAGAGCGGGAGUUCGAGUCCGCCUUUCUGGGGAGCGUCGACUGGGCCCCGAUUCCGUGUUUCUGUGGCCGCCAGCCAGAAAUUCGUCGAUCAGAGCGACGUCGUUCCAGGCGCCUCGUGCGUCGCGGCCCGGGAGGCCACGACAACUGCUAGCGAUGCAGAGCACGAAGGAUUCAAAGGAGAAGAAACGAAAGAGCGGCAACCUCCAUCUCCCGGUUUCCUGCCCCCUGGACGAGCCGCGAGUUUCCUCCCUGCGAGUCUUCACAACAAACUUGACAAACCAGACGUAUGCCAACAGAAGGACCGCUCGGCUUCCACCCGGAGCUGCCCCUUCUUCUUCCCUUCUCGCCGCACUUCCCUCUUCUGCAUUCGCCAGACGCUUCGUCUUCUGCGCCUUAUGCGCUUCCUCUGGACAACUCUUGCCCGCCUCCUCCUGCCUCUCUCCGUCGUGGAAGUCGUGGAAGCCCAGGCGCGCAGAGCCGUCAGCGUCAUCGCCGCUCGCAAGACCCGCGACAAACACACCAAAAAGGCCUCUUGCGGUCCACACCUUCCAUCUUUGUCUUCCUCUUACACAUCUGCGUUUGCUUCCUCUCGCGCGUCUCUUGCGUCGGACUUCGACAAUGCGGCGAAGCAGGGAGAACAGCCAGGACGGACGGAAGGAAGGGAGGACAGGCUAGACGAGAGCGACGCGCCAGAUGAAGAAGGAGAAACCGAUUUUCUUUGUCUCCCCGCAGACGAAGUGCUCACCCGCGCAGCUGAGGCAUGGGAGCGCCUCUCGCCUUUGGUCAGUUUCUCGCUGCCCUCCGCUGCUGUCUCUGCGCCAAAUCAGCUUCCCAAGAGGCACUUCUUUGCUUGGCUCCCGGACUCCGUGUUCAGCGGAAAGUGGACUCUUCCGGAGAGCGACGAGUGGCGGCUGUCUCUGUUUGGAGCCGCAGAGGAGCGACGCAUGCACCGCGCCGCCUCGCCCGCUGUCUCCUGUCUCCGUGGAGGUGGCGAGCCGCCGGAAGAGACCGACACUGCAGAGGCGGGGGGCGCAGCGUACGGAGCAGGAGGAGACAGGCAGGGGGAGCCGCAGGGGAGAACCGUGCUUUCGGUCUGUUCGGUCUUGCUCUCCGCCGUCGCGGCCGUGAAGCGAAAAGCCGCGAGGACGUACGAGGCAGCGGUCUCGCGGAUUUCGCAGGACGUCGCCGAGCAGACUAAAAGGACCUUUGACAAAUUCAACAGUAUGCGCGAGGCGCUGUUGCGCUUCCUUGCUCUUCUGCGCGAACUCGAGGGCAAGACGCGGCAGGUUCUCAACGAGAGCCUCUCCGCUUCUUCGCUGUCCCGAUUCUUCUUCGAGAUGCGGUUCUAUCUUUCCCGCAAGGUGGACCCCACUCAGGUGGAGACCGAACUCGGAACGAGUUUGGAAGAGACAGAGGAAGAAGACAGAGAAGACGAAGGCGAUCUCUCGGAAGAAGAAGACCGCUCUGGCGAGAACGUCCGCCGAGAGCAGUCGAUCUUCGAGAGAAUCCGCGAGGCCUGCGACCGCGCACAGACCUGGCAUUUGGAGGCGUUUGACCUGGCCAGAACGGUUGUGUCGGAGAGCUGCACCAAGUUACGGAGCGAAGUGAAACGCGCAGUUGGAGAUGGACGAGCGUUGCUUUCUGCAAUCUGUGCGCUGAUUUGUGAACUGCUUCGUAGCCCUGUAAAGUCUUUCCAGGUCUUGGUGGCGGUGCCCCAGUCAGCAUGCUCGUGAAAGUUAAAAGAAAAGACACAAAGCUCUUCUGUCCUCCAAACCAAAGACCCCACCGUCGGUCGCCUUCCUGGAGGCAGACGGCAUGAGAGAAGGCAGAAGCUGUAUAGGUGGCGGGGCGUCGGAGGCUUCUCGUUUUUUCCUUUGUCGAGUCAGAGAGGGUAUGGACACCGCCCCAGCCCAGUGCGGAGUUCAGAUUGCACGCUUUUUAUCUUACAGAGACACGCGGAGUUGUCGCAGAAAGAGAAGCGGGAGGGGAAUCGGCACGCGAGGAAAAACCAAAUGCGCAUUUCUUGCCCGAUGCCGAAGCGCGCCUCGGCUGUCUAGGCUCUUAGAGGGAACUGAAUGGGAGUUUGUACCAUGUCUUCACAGAAAGAGUUGAACCGCCAGUCCAACUUGUGCUAUCUGCCCGCCGGAAAAGGAUUGUAAACACUCCCAGACAGUUGCUGUCUUCCGCCCCAGUAGCCUGUUCAAGCCGAAACGGGGAUCAAAUGGAGACGCUGUUCGGGAAGCUCUCGGGGGUUUGCUCUAGCUAGGAAAAAAGCCUUUGGUGGCGCUUGUACAUCGGUGUAAGUUGCGCACACAGACAUAGGACACCCCGAGGAAAACGUUUUUGUGAACGACGCUGUGCGUGUUUGGACAUCCCUUUCCGCAGGGGGGGGAGGCGUUUGAACGGACAUGCUACGAGGAAAUGGUCAUUUGAAGCCUACGUUUCUGUGGAAGUGCCUGGAAGGGCCUCGCCUUCUUUCUUGAAUUGAAAGACUCUGGAGUGUCUGCCAAUGCAGAUUUCGUGCGGUUUUCACUUCCGUCAGCACAGACACUUUGUGGCAAGUAUUUCGUUUUAUUUGUUGCUUGGUUCCACCGCGGUGUUGCGGGUG